AUGUGCUCUCCUUAUGCUCCUACUGCGUUCUCUCCGGGCACUCCGUCCUCUGGCCUUGCCUCGGCGUCUUCAUUCUCUUCGGCCGCGUCUUGUCCCUCGGGUGGAUCUCCUUCGCCUGCCUUGUGUUCCACGCUCCUGUUUCGGUCCUUUCCUCGUUUUUCCGGCCGUUUCUCGAGGAGCCGACUUGGUAGCGAGCAGAAGAAGCGAAAAACCGAGGAGCACGACGGCGCGACCGAUUUUGACAGUGGCCCACUCUCAAGCGGAUCUAUCUUUACGGUCAUUGUUGGCUCGCUGCUCCUCUUUGAUAUCCUGAGGAGUGAUCUGUACGAACACCGGAAGCUUCUCGGGGCGUUUUUGCUGACUAACGCGGCUGUCUUCACAGGCUGGCGUGCCGCCACCGCCGCAGGGAGCGAACUUUGGCAGACUUUCUUCAUGCGCAAUUUCGUUCUCUGCCGUGAAACCCUCACCGGCGCGCGCCUGCACACUUUCCUCACUUCAUGUUUAAGCCACAAGAACACAAGUCACUUGAUUUUCAAUCUGUUCGUGAUCAACCAGCUCUUUCGCCUCCUUUCCGUCGACCUGUCGGACGGUGACUUCCUCUCUCUCUUUGGACUCGCCGCCCUAUGUGGAGGCUUCGGCCACCUUCUCGUGUCGAGCCGGCCAGUUCUCGGCGCCUCUGCUUUCGCCUACGCCCUUCUUUGGACUGAGGCAACUCUCCACUCACGAGAGAUGUUCCGAAUUCUUCCGAUUCCGUUUUUCCCAGUCACCGCACUGCAGCUUGUGCAAGUCGCGAUGUGCAUCGAGGCGGGGAUGGCGUUCCUCGCCCGACGGGUGAUGCUGGCGCGUUUCCCCUCUUCCCCGCUUCUUCGCUUCGCUCAAGGCAUCUCGUGGUCGGGGCACCUUGGCGGCCUGGCUGCCGGCUGUCUGUACAGCUGGUAUAAACGGCGAGUCGAAGGCGACCGGUCGUGGCAGGGGUUCUGGGGACUCUGUAGGACGUACGGAAAGUCGGACUGGCGUUUCACGUGGCAAGAUCUGAAGACGUCCACAACGAUCUUUCUCCUCGAGUGUAAAAUCUUGUUGGCGACGUCGGACAUGGAACGCACCGUCAUCAUCCGACACCUCGACAAGUUGCGGCUGCAGAAGGAGCUACGGCGUCAGGCGAUCGCGCGCGGCGGGAUUUGCCCAUGA
Neospora caninum is the source of this 1188-nucleotide messenger RNA. RefSeq lists its product as hypothetical. Gene Ontology annotation, cellular component: membrane. The record is from RefSeq and is a predicted model, not a curated record. Gene Ontology annotation, molecular function: serine-type endopeptidase activity. The transcript is spliced from 6 exons. Bases 1 to 1188 code for a protein of 395 amino acids. Lineage: Eukaryota; Apicomplexa; Conoidasida; Eucoccidiorida; Sarcocystidae.